UCGUUGGCUGACAGACGCUGUCGGACAUACCAGAGAUUAGUUCACGUUGCUCCUCUCCCUUUACUGGAUUUAUUUCAGCAAAUUAAUCUACUUUGUAUAACUUUGAACUAAUCAGCAUGAGGAUCUCUAUACGGUCAUUUAGAGGAAAUUUCCCCAGGUGUUCCAGUCAGUCUACCAACAUGAAACGAUUUUUAUACAUGCAAUACCUAUUGGCCCCAGCUUCUUUUUUGCUAUUACUGCUGAUGUUUUUCUAUUUUAGCGGACCUAAAGACCACCCUGACCCAGAAACUUUCAACAGUUCCCCUCAGAAUGAUAAUCUUCUGACAGAAAAGGACAUUUUCUCAGACGAGGAACCAUUACCCCCAAAAUGUGAUCAAAAUAUGAUGGUUGCAAAAAUCCCAGGCUUUGCCUUUCUUUCUAGUCAGAUUCAAAUGUUCCUUUACUAUCGCCAUUGUCACAGUUUCCCCAUAAUACUUGACCUUCCUCACAAAUGUGGACAAGCUCAUAAACCUGAAGACAUCUUACUUUUGCUAGUUAUAAAAAGUCCACCUCAGAACUAUGAACACAGAGAGGUGCUGCGUAAGACCUGGGCUAAAGAGAGGAUGCACAACGGGGAUUGGAUUCGGACCAUCUUCAUCACAGGAACAGUUGGUUCUGGAUUUGAGAAAGAGCGAAUGAACAAACUUUUGGCGCUGGAACAUCAACGGUACAACGACAUCCUCCAGUGGGACUUCAGUGAAUCAUUUUUUAACCUCACUCUAAAGCAGAUUCUCUUCUUUGAGUGGAUGGAUAAACGCUGUCGACACGUCAGAUUCCUGAUGAACGGUGACGAUGAUGUCUUCGCCCACACGGAAAACAUGGUGGAGUAUCUUCAAAGCCUCGAGGACAAUGACGGGAGCAAGCACCUCUUCACUGGACAUGUGAUAAAAAAUGCAUUCCCUAUAAGAGCACGGUGGAGCAAGUAUUAUAUUCCUUAUCAGCUGCAUAGCAAAACUGCUUACCCCCCUUACUGUGGUGGCGGAGGGUACAUUUUGUCCGGCUACACAGCUUUAGUCAUUUACAACAUGUCUAAGUCCAUUCCGAUUUAUCCUAUUGAUGAUGUUUAUAUGGGAAUGUGUUUGGCCGCUGCAAAAAUAGAACCUACCACUCAUAUGGGUGUGAGGACACUUGGAUGGUACAUCCCUUCCAAAACCCUUGAUAAAUAUGACCCUUGUUACAUGAAAGAACUCCUUCUAAUUCAUAAAUUUUCUCCAGCUGAAAUGUUCAUUAUGUGGCAUGAAGUUCACAACCCCAAACUGCGAUGUGGACGCCAAAUGCUAAGGUGGUAA
Messenger RNA from Nematolebias whitei (Rio pearlfish), 1328 nucleotides. RefSeq names its product N-acetyllactosaminide beta-1,3-N-acetylglucosaminyltransferase 3-like. NCBI's taxonomy places the organism in Eukaryota, Metazoa, Chordata, Actinopteri, Cyprinodontiformes, Rivulidae. The record is from RefSeq and is a predicted model, not a curated record. Gene Ontology annotation, cellular component: membrane. Bases 117 to 1328 code for a protein of 403 amino acids. The transcript has 2 exons. Gene Ontology annotation, molecular function: hexosyltransferase activity.